This is a messenger RNA of Bradysia coprophila, 2261 nucleotides long. RefSeq lists its product as uncharacterized. The record is from RefSeq and is a predicted model, not a curated record. NCBI's taxonomy places the organism in Eukaryota, Metazoa, Arthropoda, Insecta, Diptera, Sciaridae.
AACAUUAUCAGCCUCACACGCAUACACAGCGCAUGUAGGAUUCAAAAAUACAGAAGUUUUAACAAAAAGGUGUUGCAGUUGACUCAUUUGAUUGUCAAUUAGCAAGGCUAAAAAAAGUGAGCACGUGAAGGGUUAAAAUUGGCAUUCUUUUUUUGUUAGCCGCAGCGAAUAUCCACUACACAUUACACAAAAUCACGAGCAGAAAUGGUUUCUAAAUGUUCAGUGUUAUCGUGUAAUAUAAAUUCCGACAAAAAGGCACAUGAUGUGGUCUCGUUUUUUGAAUUUCCAUCCACACCAACAAGGAAACAAAAUUGGUUGGAUUCUAUUGGGAGGUCAUUUUUUAAACCGUUAAGAUCGUCUCGGGUUUGUUCCCAACAUUUUGAUGGCAAAUAUCUCGUUCGGACCGGAAACGAAGUGGUUUUGAAGAAAGACGCAGUUCCAUUUUCUUUGAAUUCAGCUCGAAAAUCAACGCACAGACUUACGCUCAAUUCGUCCAGAAGUUCCGAUGAAAACGUUUUAUUAAACAACAAUAAAAGGGGACAAGACACCAGUAUGACUCCAGGACCUUCAAUUGGAGUAAAACGGCCACGUCGCAAUCUGGCUAAUCUGGCUAACGUCGAAGAACAAUCCCCUGAAGAGCCUGACAAUACCAUUCGACGACAACGUCGUGCAGUUGUUAUUCUUAAAAGGAUAGCUGAAGCUAGCGACGCUCAACAAAAUAACUCUGCAUCGAAAAGACCGAAAACGGGAGUACCACUCAUCUCCAAGAACCAGCCAAGCGUCGAAAAACGUUCCACUAAAACUACGUUAAAUGCAUCCAAAGGAUCCGAUGGAAACGUUUUAUUGAGCAACAAUAAACAGGGACGCACUGCCAACAAGAGUGAAGAGCUAAUAAUUAGUGAAAUGAGACCACGACGAAAUACAGUUUUCAUGGGUCCGUAUAACUUUGGCAUAAGAAAUCGAGCUGCAACCUCCACCUCUCAGAAUCAAUCAAGCAUCGAACAGCGAUCUACUGAAAAAUCAUUUCAGCGUAAACGAAAGACAGCUGUUGCAGCUGUUUUGACUCCAAAUGAAUUUGGUAAAGAGAACCAAGUUGCAGCCUCCACCCCUGGGAAUCAACGACAACGCAAUUCAGUUACCACUCCGAAUAACGUUGACACUAUAUCCGUUGUACGUCGCGACACUCCACGGCCUUAUCGUCUAUCGACAGAAUCCAAGAAUCAAUUUUCCGUCGAAGAACGUUCGUCUAUACAGUCAAACCUUAUGAUCCAACAACAACCAGUGACUUCAAGCAACAAUGGGCGAACGCGUGUGCCGAAAGUAACGAAAAAAUCAGCACUGAUGCCAAUCAGCAUGAACCAGCUUAGUAUCGACAAAUUUUUCAGUAAAAAGGCCACGUCAAUAAGCCAACAAGAUGUCAUUGUCGAACCUGAAGCAUUGAAAAGAGAGGAUUGCGUUUUUGGUUGGACUUUAAUAGGACCACAUGCGGUGCCUUACAUAUUGCAUAAUUCGGAAAAAUUCUGUUCUCUAAGGAUUCUGGAAAAAUCUGCUUUGGCCAAGUACAAAAAGCGAACCACCAAAAUCGGAGAAUGCAGUGAAAAUGUGGAAUACUUCCCUCUGUCUUUGGUUCAAUGUGAAUUAUUGAAUGAGAUAAACUUCAAGCACUGCGACGGUGCAUACGGCAAGGAAAGGUUCUCGAUGAAAGAUAAAUUGGUUCGACUGAGCGAUGCCUGCAAGUAUUACACCUUCGUUGACCUUUGUCAUCAGCCUUUGAUGAAAGGUAUACGAGUACAAUCGGACGGUUUGGAAUUUGGUUUCACCUUAGUCAACAAAAAGUCAUUUAUUCCGUACGUACUUCUAAGGGAACGGAAAUACAUCCCAUUGCGUUACUUGCAUUGUGAUGAAAGAGUCUUCGAUUUGUUGAAAGGAAAAUCUCGGAUAUUGUCCGAUGACGACGCAUUGUAUUUGAAGUUUUGUUGCAAAUUUGAACGAAAUUCUAAGGUUUAUGAUGAUCUUGAUGACGACAUUGAAGUAAUAGAUUUUGCAGAGAUUCGACAAUUGGCUCCACCUAAGACAAAGUUCACGGAUUGUUGGCCAGCAGACAAAAUAAAUUAUACUUUGCAACUGGUUAUGACGGUGACAGGGAUACGUUUUGAAUCGGUCAGGAGGAAUGCGAUUAAGGAGUUGGAGGCGAAAAUAGAUGAUUAAAUCUUUUUAAAUAAUUAUUAUGAAUUUAGCAAUAAAAGUAUUGAUUAGUAACA